GCAAUUUAGAUGAUGACACCAAAUAACACCACCAAGACGAAGUAGCCAUGGGUGGAGGAGAUGGUAAGGUUGCGACAAUACACGAGCUUGAUCUCUUCAAUUGUCCCAUUUGUAGCGAGGCACUAACAUCCCCGAUGCCUAUCUUUCAGUGUGAGAAUGGACAUAUAGCUUGUUCGUCUUGCUGUACUAAAGUGAAGAACAAAUGCCCUGCUUGCACUUUGCCGAUUAACUAUCGAUCUAAGAUAGUGGAGAGACUUGUAAAAGCAAUCAUUAUGCCAUGCCCAAACGCCAAACUUGGUUGUACUGAGACGUUCUCUUAUGGGAAAGAAUUAGUCCAUGAGAAGACAUGCAGGUUCGCUCCGAAAUGAAAGAUGAAUCUCUCAAUAAGAUGAAGACUAAGAGGAGUGUGAUUAUCUUAUCAUAUCAUAUCAGUUGUUUUGUUAUUUAUAUCAAUAAGAUGAAGACUAAAAGGAAUCUCAAUAAGAUGAAGACUAAGAGGAAUCUGAUCUUUUUUAUUUGCUACUUUUAUCCACUAUGCACUCUAAACUUACUCUACUCUUAUGUUUGCAUAAAUAAUGGUUUUUUCUUAAAAUUUUACUUGGUAGAUUACGGGUUAA
Molecule: messenger RNA, 617 nt
Organism: Camelina sativa (false flax)
Lineage: Eukaryota; Viridiplantae; Streptophyta; Magnoliopsida; Brassicales; Brassicaceae
Source: RefSeq, a predicted model, not a curated record